AUUUGAUGAUCCCUUUUGAUUCAGAUCUAUAACUGGCUGCUUGCUCUGUUCAUUCUUGUCCAGAGCAUUAUUUUAAGAUAAAAGACAUACAUAAUGGUAAAGAUAAAGUUGCCUAAUCCAGGCCUGGAAAAUAGAAUACCUUCCCAUGAACAGCUAGAAAUCCUUGAGAAAGAAGAAGCAGAUUCAAGACCGAAAUGGGAUAACAAGGCUCAGUAUAUGUUAACCUGCAUAGGCUUUUGUGUGGGUUUAGGAAAUGUAUGGCGGUUUCCUUAUCUCUGCCAGAGUCAUGGAGGAGGAGCCUUCAUGAUUCCUUUCCUCAUUCUGCUUGUCCUGGAGGGCAUCCCACUGCUUCAUCUUGAGUUUGCCAUUGGUCAGAGGCUGAGAAAAGGGAGUGUGGGGGUCUGGAGCUCCAUCCAUCCCACCCUGAAGGGUGUGGGCAUAGCAGCGAUGCUUGUGUCCUUCCUUGUGGGCCUAUACUAUAACACUAUCAUUGCCUGGGUGAUGUGGUAUUUCUUCAACUCCUUCCAAGAGCCAUUGCCCUGGAGUCAGUGUCCGCUCAAUGCAAACAGAACAGGGUUUGUAGAAGAAUGUGCCAAAAGCUCUCCUGUAGAUUAUUAUUGGUACAGAGAAACAUUAAAUGUUUCCACUUCCAUUGACAAUUCUGGCACUAUCCAAUGGUGGCUUUUACUAUGUUUAACAUGUGCAUGGGGUGUUCUGUAUGUGUGCACAAUCAGAGGCAUUGAAACAACGGGAAAGGCUGUGUAUGUAACAUCUACACUUCCAUAUGUUGUACUUACCAUUUUCCUGAUCCGUGGCUUGACGUUGAAAGGAUCAGUCAGUGGAAUUGUUUAUCUCUUCACUCCCAAUGUUGCUGAGUUGGCCAACCCCGUCACGUGGCUGGAUGCUGGAGCACAAGUGUUCUACUCCUUCUCCCUUGCCUUUGGAGGCCUCAUCUCCUUCUCAAGUUACAAUUCCAUUCAUAAUAACUGUGAGAAAGAUGCAGUGAUUAUCUCUGUGAUCAAUGGUUUCACAUCCAUUUACGCAGCAACUGUCAUCUAUUCCAUCAUUGGAUUCAGAGCCACAGAGAGAUUUGAUGCUUGUUUUGACAGAAAUAUUCUCACCCUGAUGAAUGCUUUUGAUUUGCCAGAAGGUAACGUAACCCAGGAAAACUUUGGAGAUCUACAGAAGUUGUGUAACAUGACUGAUCCAGGGGCUUUUGCAAACCUUAAGUUUGAGACCUGUAACCUAGAAAGUUUCUUAAAUGAUGGAGUUGAAGGAACUGGCUUAGCUUUUAUUGUCUUCACUGAAGCUAUCACCAAAAUGCCUGUCUCACCAUUGUGGUCCAUCCUCUUCUUUAUCAUGCUGUUCUGUUUGGGCUUGUCCUCGAUGUUUGGAAACAUGGAAGGUGUCCUUGUACCCUUACAAGACCUUAAUCUCAUUCCUAAAAAAUGGCCUAAGGAACUUAUAACAGGUCUAAUUUGUGUAGGGUCUUAUUUGCUAGCCUUUAUUUUUGUACUGAAUUCUGGUAAUUACUGGCUGGCUCUGUUUGACAGUUUUGCUGGAUCCAUCCCCUUGCUGAUCAUUGCUUUUUGUGAGAUGUUUUCAGUUGUGUACAUCUAUGGAGUAGACAGGUUUAACAGUGACAUCGAGUUUAUGAUUGGACACAAACCCAAUAUUUUCUGGCAGGUCACAUGGAGAGUUGUCAGUCCUCUCAUAAUGUUAGUUAUCUUCUUCUUCUACUUUGUGGUGAAAGUCAACCAAAAACUGCUUUAUGGUGUUUGGGAUCCUAAUUAUGAAGAGUUCCCCAAAACAGAGAAAAUUGGAUAUCCUGGUUGGGUCUAUGCCAUCAUUGUCAUCCUGGCUGGAGUGCCUAGUCUGGUCAUCCCUGUCUUUGCCAUCUAUAAAUUCAUCCACAAUUACUGUAGAAAGAAACGGGGUCUCGUUGGUUCAGCUUCUGAGCCCUCUAUGAAUGGAGAGUUGAAGAACCCCGCAUAAAAACAUUCCAGAGAAGUGGGGGAUAAAAGACUUUGUUAAUGAGGAAAGGAAAUACAAAUUUUUAAAAACCAUGAUUAGUUUCAUCCCAAUGUGGAUAAUGAUGUGAGGUUUCAAGGGAAACAAUGAAGCGAAGAGAUCCCUACAAGGACAGAUAUGACUAUCCAAUUGUUAAGGCUCCAACAACAAUGCCAUAUUUAUCCCAGCUUGUCUUGCACAGUCAUUCAUCUUUACCAUACAUGGCACUGUGUUGCACGAAGUCAUUGAUGUAUUUUCAUCAAGCAGAAGUAUUAGAAUAUUUAAUUAAAAUAUUUGGAAGUGUGUAAAUGAUAUUUUACUUUACUAUAGCUCUGGGUAUUUUAUUAACAGCCCCUUUACUUCCUACCUGCCAGCAGAGAGCUCUUCCAGCUUCUAAUCACAUAGGAGAGGGAGUGACAUAAUGAAGUAGCAGCAGUAGCUCAGGAAAGGGCAAAAUCUGCCUGCAUUAGCUCCUACUGAACAGAAAGUGCUGAGGAACACAAUCCACUUGCCCAAGAGUUCUGUGAUGGCAGAGGAGCUGAGAUGGGAGAGGAAUCUUACCCCUUGUCCCUAACCAUCAAGGUAGGUAGCACCAGGACACUUGCAUAGCUGGACACUGCUGCUGCCAAGAACACCACCUCCCAUAGGGGCCAGCUUUUGAGAUCAACCUUCAUACUACAUUCCUGGCCUUGGUGCGCAUAAACAGGAGCAAGUCAGUGCAGCAUGCUUAGGCAUUAGCACUGCAAAGCAUUUUCAUCCAACUGUCCUGUUACAUCCAAUGAUGCUACGGGUCUUUUACCAGGUAUGGAGACUAAGACAUGGUUGUUCUUAACUAUAAGCAAGUCUAUUGAACACUAACAGUUACAAUUCUAAAUCAAAAGUAAAGCGUUCUCAGCAGUUACUAUUCUAAUACUAUAGCUAGUCAAAAGCAAAACCCUGAGAUACUGCCAACAUGACUUCACUGGUUGAUCAGGCUGUGUGAGCUCUUCUUUGGGGCUCCUAGCUCCUGUAUCUGAUGCUUGUGCAGGAUCUUGGAUUGGCGACUGGAUCUCUUCAGGCUUCCUUCAGGAGUGUUCUGGAAAGGGGUUCCAAUUCCUUUACUUGUAUACCUUAUUGUUACUAUGUUUCUUAUCAUAUAAUUAGCUUAAGUCAUUCCCUAUAAUGCAUACUAAUAAGUUUAUUUCCACUUGCCAUAUAUGAUUGACUGGAAUUUUCCAGCCAUAGGUACUUUUUCUCAUUCUUACGUAGGAGCUAGUUCUGCUACUGAUUGAUCCUCUUUUUCCAAGCCAAAUUUCCUUAUUUUGGUUGGCCAACUUCUUGUUUUGAUUUUGGUCACCUAAACAAGGUAUUUCUAGACUUCCUCUUCUUUGCCAAAAACAGGUCAUGGUCCAGGUGAUCCUCAUAUCAGAUCUCAUUGCUGAGUUGCAGCUGUUCAAAGCCAAGCUAAUCUGCAGCAGAACGUACUUGUGCUUAUGCUAAGUGCCAGAGUUAAAAACCCAGGCACAAAGGCCUCUAGAUCCCAACAGUCCCUUCUUCCUACAAGUAGCAUUUUACAAUGAAUAUUUUAAAAAAGAAAGGACCAAGAAUAAUCUGAUUCAUUCCCAAAAAUAUCCCAAUAAAAAAAGCAUAGGUGUGCUAUAGGCAGCCAAUGGAGUGAGGCUAUGGGGAACUGUAUACUGAAUAGAUAAUUAGGAUUAUCUAUUUCAAUUGCUGUUUACUUGUUGUGUAGCUAGUUCUGAUAACUUUUCUUUGCUCCAAAACUUUCUUGCCUUCUUCCUAUCCUUUAAAUGACUACUUUAAUAAUGUAAUCGUUUUUUUAUGACUCAGUCAGAUGAUGGUGUGUUACAAAAGUAGAUGCAUUCCUGACCUUUCAGAAUGUAAAUAGGAUGGAAUAAAAUCACACUUAGCUCCACCCAGAACUGCAGUUGGUGGAACAAAAUCCGUUCCUUACAAUGGCAUUUUACAAAAUUAUGCAUGAAAAAGAUAUUUCUGACUAGCAUUAAAGCAUACAUUUUAGCUAAUUACCAACAGAAGUGGCUUACUUCAAGACAUGAUGAAUUCUUCACCACUUGGAAUUUUUAAAGCAAGCCUAUAUGACUUUUUUAAAAGACAGGAUAUAGCUCACAUGGAAAAAUAGGCUUGAUGCAGAAAUUGCUAAGAGAAGAGUAGGGAUUAGAGGCAAAGAUUUUUGUGAGCAAUAGUUGUUAUUGGAGGAACUGCAAGAUUGGGAUAGAUUUAGGUAAGCUUUUGAGUGCAAUGUGUUCUUCUUCAUUGCAGGGGUGUUUUUGGACCUGUGAUAUGCAAGCCAGAUUAGAUGAUCGUCAUGACAUCUUCUGGCUUUACGAACUUGUUUCCCAUUGCUACAGCUAUGUAAGCCCCUAAAAACUAUUCGGUACUAGGAAACUCCUGUUAUUUUGAUGGCAGGUAGAAAAAAUGAGCAGGUAGAAGUGCCAAAAAAGCUCCACUAAAGCACCUGAUAUAUAUAGAUGUUGAGCAAACUGGGUCCAACUAACAUGAUGCCUCUUCUGGGCAUGCACUGGGCUCAGCAUGGGAGCACACCAAGUUUAAAAUAAAGAGCUUUUUUUAAAAUAUCUGUAAGCAGCCCAUCACAUUAGUUUAAUACAACUAUUCUAGAUUCUGUUCUGAUAGACCUAAGAGGCUUUAGUGAGAGUUGGGUCUCAUGAAAAAUAUGUGCUGAGUUCAGGUACCCAGAGACAUUAUAUUAUAUAUUUAAGAAAAACAACUGUCUAUGCAACUGAAUAUUUUUCUUGAUGCAGUACAUGAAACAUCCAUUCAAGUAUUACUUCUGCAGGUUUCUGUCCAUUCUAAAGUAAUAAACUUAUUUCUUCUCAUCA
This is a messenger RNA of Alligator sinensis (Chinese alligator), 4865 nucleotides long. RefSeq names its product solute carrier family 6 member 19 (gene SLC6A19). The transcript is spliced from 12 exons. Gene Ontology annotation, cellular component: plasma membrane. Bases 94 to 1995 code for a protein of 633 amino acids. The record is from RefSeq and is a predicted model, not a curated record. Lineage: Eukaryota; Metazoa; Chordata; Crocodylia; Alligatoridae. Gene Ontology annotation, biological process: sodium ion transmembrane transport.